UGGCCACCCUGUAUAGUACCUCCCGCUCUAUUCGUAAUAAGAGUAUAUAAUGAUUGUGCACUCCACCAUGACACGUACUUUCCAGCAGACACCGAUCGUACGAGGUCGCGGCCUCAUUUCCAACGUAAUAGAAAAUCUCCCUUUCGAAGCCCACAUCCCAGGUUACAAUUUCUGUGGCCCGUCAACCAAACUGCAAAAACGUCUUCAACAAGGAGAUGUUGGUAUAAAUCCACUUGACGAAUUUGCAAACACACGACAUUUUCUAUUCUCAGCAGAAAGUUUUGGCUGAUCAAGCUAUACAGCGAGCCUUCGCAUCC
Molecule: messenger RNA, 317 nt
Organism: Acanthoscelides obtectus
Lineage: Eukaryota; Metazoa; Arthropoda; Insecta; Coleoptera; Chrysomelidae
Source: the annotation of a GenBank genome assembly